Messenger RNA from Elephantulus edwardii (Cape elephant shrew), 1239 nucleotides. It is a transcript of the gene STRA8, whose product is annotated as stimulated by retinoic acid 8. The record is from RefSeq and is a predicted model, not a curated record. Gene Ontology annotation, biological process: cellular response to retinoic acid; meiotic cell cycle. The transcript has 10 exons. Lineage: Eukaryota; Metazoa; Chordata; Mammalia; Macroscelidea; Macroscelididae. The coding region runs from base 1 to 1239 and encodes 412 amino acids.
AUGGAGACCUCUGGAGAGGGUGACAGGCAGAGUGGCAGAGGGACACCCGACCCUCAAGUGCAGCAGCAGAAGCUGGUGCCCCGGGUGGCCUGCCGACGUCUGUCGCGGGCUUGGCACCAGGCCACUCUGUCAGGGCUCUUCAGCAGCCUGAGGAAAGCUGUUUAUGCGAAGGCUGACUUCAUAGCCUCAAAGUGGCAGAUUCUGAAUAAGGCCAAGAUCCAUAUUAAAGACCUAGAACAAACCUUGGAUACUUUGCUGAAGCUAAAAGACUCCUUCAACCUGGCGGAUGGGCAUGCGAGCACCUUGCAGGAGGUCAAGGAAGAAUACGCCAGGAUGUAUGCCAAGAGUCACUGGUCAGUCCCAGCCACACCAGGAGCCCAGCAAGAAGAGGAGGAGGAGGAAGAGGAGGAGGAGGAGGAGGAAGAGGAUGAAGAGGAGGAGGAGGAAGAAGACAGAGUGGAGCUUGUCAGCUCCCCAGGAGCCUUGUCACCGGACCUCCUGGAAUUUGAACGGUACCUCACCUUCUACAAGUUUGCCAUGGACGUCCUGAUGGAGAACGGCAUCAUCUCCUCCCAGGAGGGGAAACUGCCCAUCGUCUCUGGGGCCAUCUCCCACCUGUGGAAGAACCUCUCAGAGGAGAAGAAGGCCGGCCUCCUCCAGGCCCGGGCACAGGCGCACAGCGGCCCCCCGGGACCCCCAGGGGUCGGUCAGGAGCCAGCAGGCGCCGAGGGCCAUGUUGUGGUCAGCGGAGUGGAUGGCCAAGGCACCGACUGCCCACUGGUCUCCACUGCAGAGGAGCGACGAUACGUUCACGUGAGCAAAACGCUGCCCAGUCCUGACGCCUCCGCAGCUGCUGCGGAUCUUGACCUCAUCGUUGGCAGCCACUGUAGCCUCUUCGAAGAUGCUUUCCAUGUGACCCUGGACAUAAACGAGAGUCCCAGCGCCUCUGAUUCCAGGUUUCAAGUCCCUGUUAUCAGCUCCGGAGUCGUGCGGACACAGAGGCCCCCUGGGGGCCUGGCCGGCCUCCCACUGCCCCACGACGGCCUGGCCAGUGCCAUGGAUCGUCCUGCGUUCGCCAUCUGCAACGUGGAGAAGUUUCAGCUUUACAUGCAGAUCCUGGACUUCUUCAAUGGCCUGUGCUGUGAGGGCCCAGAGUCACACCAGGAGCCUCCCGUGGCCGUGGACGAGGACGCGAUACUGCUGAGAUGCAUGGAAACCUUUGACGACGAUGACCUGUGA